Molecule: messenger RNA, 2097 nt
Organism: Botrytis deweyae
Lineage: Eukaryota; Fungi; Ascomycota; Leotiomycetes; Helotiales; Sclerotiniaceae
Exons: 5
Coding region: 1-2097 (698 amino acids)
Source: RefSeq, a predicted model, not a curated record
AUGAGUCGAGGAAGCCGACAAAUGCCAGGCCGAUCCGAGCCUUAUGAAUACUCUUUCAUCCCCGCCCCCGCUCCUGGCACCGACUCAGAAUUCCAGGGUCCAAUUCAGCAGAACAUCGUCGACACGAUUGAACAAUGGAAUUACGAUAGUAGCUAUAACGACCCUGACUUCGGAUACAUAGUACCGCUACCGGUGAACACUCUGGAAAGUCAGUAUGCAUCUGACACAUCGAGAUCAUCUCGUGAUCCUAAUAGCUUGGAACGAUCCUCCGCGACCGAGGAAUCUUUACUAGAUCUGCUAGAUGGUUCACAUACCAUCGCCAAUCCUACAAAUAUAACGAAAAAUCCCAAGCCUCAGCAAUUACCAGAAGCGCUUAAAUACUUAGCACCAGUACCCACACAAAGAGAUACUUCUCAUCAAUCUAUUAAGACCCAAUCGAGGAACCCUCAACAAUCCGCAACCGAUGAGCUACUACCUCUUAGACAACCUCCUACACAUUCUCACUAUCCUGAACAACAAGUCCAAAAUGCACAACCGAUUUCUUAUCAACCUUCUACAACACAUCCCACAACUCUGGCAGUUGUGAAUGACCCAUUCCUGUACGGUGAUGUUGAUGUGUUUUCGCAACCAUUGGAAAUUCAACUAGGCCCAGUACUACCGCCGUCAUUAUCUAAAGGAAAACGAAAACAAUCUUUCAGCCCUUCCCCGUCGCCGGAUCCUAACUCAUCACGUCCAAGAAGGGUCGCAAAUGCCAAGCGUCGGCGCGAAUUCACUUAUCCUGCUUCUCCAAAACCUUCAUUUGGCUCCGAAUGGUGGGAAAGUGAUGCUUCACUUUGCUGGAGAUGCCGCAGGCAUAACACAAACCACCUGAUAUCAGGAUUUUGUGAUUCUUGCAUCCGAGUGUCAAACUUCAAUGUCGCUCCAAGCACUCAAGGGACGAGAACGGAAAAUUUGGAAAGCCUAGUCUUAUAUCUAUUACCAUCACAUGUGGAAGAAAACCUCCGCGCUAUUCCUCGGAAUACACUAAAAACCAAAACUUGGCGUAUGUUUUCUGCUGAGAGGGCCGAAAAAGCAUUCGAUCACGAUUUUGACAAUACCGUAUUCAGAGAUCAUUUCGUUUUAGCGCAAGAACAGGCUCGUUCAACCGGAGUCUUCGACGAGAAAUACUCAGAUCUAAUGGCAAUAGCUCAAACAUACCAAGAAUCUAUUCUUCAACCUAACAAAUCUCUCGAAGCUUCUUGCAGGAUUUUGAUCGAAUGCUGCGAAUUAUACAAAUGCUUUAUCACAACAACGAUGCCGCCAGCUCCAAUUCCAGUUCUUAAUCUCCUCGAAAAGAUCCGCACCACUCGCAGCACGAUGCGCAGAGCUUUCAAAGAAUAUCAAAACCUGGCACUCGCUCCCUCCGACUUUCGUUCUCGACGUGAUUGGCUACCUUCAUUUCUUUCCGCAUGUUCUCUUGCGAUAUCGGCAGUUGUGUUCAUAGAUAUGAUGGUAGCGGUUCCAUCACCCUACAAAGAGAGAAUUUGGGGUGUGGCAUGGCAAGAGAGAAUAACUCAAAUAAGACAUGGAGGAUAUGGAAUGAUGUUGGAAGUUCUGAGAGCAAACACAAAGAAUAUCAAUCCAUUGGAGUUGAGUUGUUGGGAUCAGGAUUUCGGAAUGGACACAAACUUCCAAGUAUUAAAUAAUGCUCAUGAUCCUUUUGCUGGAAAUCAAUACAUGAACGCACAGUACAGCACCGGAUACACAAUGGAUCCUUCCUCUAAUCCACAGUUUUCCUAUGGACUUGCAACACCUGCAACACAAGACUUUGCUCCUGAUCUUCUAUACUCCAAUUUGGAUUACGACCAAGCUUAUUAUAACAACUGGCAACAAAUGCAUUUGAGAAUGCAACAACAAGCAAAAGCGGAAGAAGAGAGAAGAAUUUUACUAGGAGAUACUUCGCCAGAGGCACUGCAAGGAAUGAUGGCAGUGAAAUCCUGGCAGAUAAGAAAUUUUGAGCACCUGAAGUUGGGAGAGAAUAUUUUCAAGAAAGAUUUGUAUAGACAAGCGACUAUCAAUCCAAUCGCGGGCUUGUGGAGAAUCUUUGAUAUGAAGUGA